UUUUAGUUGCAAUGAUUUUUUUUUUGUACUAUGCAAUUAUUAUAACACUUAGUUGUGAGUCGUUCAAGCUAACUUCAAUCAAACACAAAAGCUUGUCACCUCAUCAGUUAAAAAAUCACCCACCAAUACUUUCUAAGGUUCUUGAUGCAUCUGCAUUCUAUAUCCAAUCACUUACACAAGACUCCAAAUAUUUUCAAAAGAAUAUAAUAUGGAAAAAAUUAUGCCAUGGGAAUAAUAAUCUUUUUCCUGAAAUGUAUAACGCUGUUUAUGAUCAAUUUGAUCAUGAAGGAUAUAAUACAUUACUUGAUUCUGUUUUUUCAAAAAAUGGACAAGAACGAUUUGUACAAGCUUUAGAACGAUUGAGUUACAUUCUUCCACAUUGCGAUUCGAAAUCAUUAGGAGUCGCCUCUGAAGACAAGCGUAUGGCUCCUUUCCCAGGGGGUCCUUUCAGGCGCGCGUAUGGAUUUGAUAUGACUCAAUGGAUAACAAGCCAGAUACUUACUGUAGCCAACAAUGCUGGAAACGCUAAUCCAGGUGUUGCAUUAAUGGCAAUGAUGGCCAGUACAAGUGUCGUUGGUGUAGUUUCAACUGUUGCAGCAUCUCUUAUUGAUAUUGUUCCCCCUUUGAUACCUCCACCUAUUUGGAUUUUGCGUCCUUUUCCAUGCCUACCAAUGAUUACAGGAAUGAAUUGCCUUUUAUCUGUUCUUUACCCCAUAACAAUUGCUGAUUUCACCAUUGCCCAUGUGACGGAUCAAUCAAUGAAUGGUGUUUUAAGUUCAUUUCCUUCGAAAUUCAACUCAAAAGUUGGAAAGGCCUCUAUAGCCGUUUAUAAUCUUUGUGCUGCCGUUUAUUUGGGAAUGUAUUGUGCCAGCUUAUUUCCCAUGUGUUGGCUACCUGUGGGGUUAAUGGAAGCUCAAUCCUUUCCCGUUUGUUUUCCGCAAUGCCUUUUAGUUCUUGUAGCUUGCCCUGGGUUUUGGCUUGAUGAUAUCCUAGGUCCUUGUAGCUCGGUCUCUGUUCCCCCAUUUUGUGCCUUUUCCGUGUUUGUUAAUAAAAAUUUAAUUCCUCCUCAAUACACAAGUUAUGAGGAACAACAUCCUUAUCCAAGUGAAUGUCCGCAUUAUGAUCCUGAGUACGAUAUUUCUCCUCACCUUUAUGAAAGAGUGCCAGAACUCUCUUCUCCCAUCCUUGAUGAAGUCAAUACAUCCUUUCGUUUACAACCUGCAGGUCCUUCGCUAUUCAAAAAUUUAGCAGAUUAUAAUGCUGUUUCACCCAUUCAUCGUGUGUGUGACUGUCAUCCAACUCUUUGUGAAGUGAAAGCAGGAGAUGAUUGUCCUCAAGUUACUAAAAAACAAAAUCAAGCUUGUAAAGAUUAUUGUUCUUCUAUCUCGGAAUCUAACAAUACAAAUUCAACUCCAAAAUUAAUGGAAACACUGGUAGUUCAUCUUGCUGAAGAAAAUACACCGAUACAUCAAGAAAUCCAAGGUCAUAUUAUUCCAGUUUCGUAACCGUUAAUAUCUGCAUUCCGAACAACUUAACCUUACAGAGAAAAUAUCCCUUAUUUGUGUGGUCUUCUGAAGCCAAUGUACUUCACACGGUCAACGCUCCCGUUUAUAAAUAAUGGACCAAAUAAAGUCCUUCCAGAUAUUUAAGUUACUGAAUAGAAAUUUUAUGUCAA
Messenger RNA from Hylaeus volcanicus, 1675 nucleotides. RefSeq lists its product as uncharacterized. The transcript has 15 exons. The record is from RefSeq and is a predicted model, not a curated record. Bases 12 to 1505 code for a protein of 497 amino acids. Lineage: Eukaryota; Metazoa; Arthropoda; Insecta; Hymenoptera; Colletidae.